AUGGAGGCCGACGGCGUCAAGGAAGAGCUUGCAGCGAUGCAGCUUGGCGAGAGCGACGACGUGAAUAUGACGGACACGGAUGAAGUGGAUUCGGGCGCGGUAACUUUGGAUAAGGUGUCGUUAUUGCAGGAAAGCGUCGAUAAGAUGGCGCUCAGUAUGUUCAACGCGCUUCGACUGCUGCCGGCCGCGACUGGAGACGACACCAAGAAACAAGAAACUAAGGACGCGAUUACGACGCUGGCCAACGAUGUUCUGAAGAUGGUGCAAGAGACUGAUGCGCUCAUUGACGACCUCCCAGGACUUGAUAAGACUGAGAUUGAACAAAUGGAGGAGCUGCGACGACUGCAGAUACAGAGCGAAGAGGAGGCUCAGACGCUUCGUCAAGUCGCCGAGGAAGCAGAGCGGUGGAUGGAUCGUGCGCGAGACUCGCUGCGUGUCAUCUCGGAGACGCGUCUGCGUCGGUGA
Peronospora farinosa is the source of this 465-nucleotide messenger RNA. Lineage: Eukaryota; Oomycota; Peronosporomycetes; Peronosporales; Peronosporaceae. The record is from the annotation of a GenBank genome assembly.